Otolemur garnettii (small-eared galago) is the source of this 3567-nucleotide messenger RNA. It is a transcript of the gene BAG1, whose product is annotated as BCL2 associated athanogene 1. Gene Ontology annotation, molecular function: adenyl-nucleotide exchange factor activity; protein-folding chaperone binding. The record is from RefSeq and is a predicted model, not a curated record. Gene Ontology annotation, cellular component: cytosol; membrane; cytoplasm. Gene Ontology annotation, biological process: protein stabilization. The coding region runs from base 1 to 1341 and encodes 446 amino acids. Lineage: Eukaryota; Metazoa; Chordata; Mammalia; Primates; Galagidae. The transcript has 8 exons.
AUGCUCAAGAGGAUUGGAGAGACCUGGAGGGAGACUGCAAGGGGAGGGGCCCCCUUGGAGGGAGUGGGCGGGGCUUCAGUGGCAGAAUGGGGCGGGACAAGAGUGGGGCCGGAUCUGAGGGGCGUGGCCUGGAGGCCUGGGAGGGGCCAGGAAGACGCGGGGCGGGGUUGGGAGGUGCGGAGCUCAGCUACCAUCGCUGGGCUGUCAACAAGCGCGGGCCUGGCGGAGCACGGCGGCGCGCGGAGACCGAGAGGCAACAGCGAGCGGCUGGGCUCCCGGCGGCGCGCCCCUCGGCAAGGCCGGGAGUCGCGCCAGUCGGAGCCCCCAGCCGAGCGCGGCCCUCCUGCCUCUCAGCGUACAUCAGUCCGGAGUGCAGCCAGCGGGUAUGACCGACCCACCAGGGGCGCCGCCGCCGGCGCUCUCAGGCCGCGGGUGAAGAAGAAAGUACGGUCCCGCUUGGUCCGGAGCGAGGAGGUGGCCCCGAGCAAGGAGGUGGCCCAGAGCAAGGAGGUGGCCCGGAGCAAGGAGGUGGCCCGGAGCGAGGAGGCCCAGAAAGAGGAGGCCCGGAGCCAGGAGGUGCCCCCGAGCGAGGAGAUGUCUCGGAGCGAGGAGGUGCCCCUGACCGAGGAGGAGUCCCUGAGCGAGGAGGUGCCCGGGAGCGAGGAGGUGGCCCUGGGCGAGGAGCUACCCCGGAACAAGGAGGUGACCAGGGAGGAAAUGGCGGCAGCCGGGCUCACCUUGACCAUCACGCACAGCAAUGAGAAGCACAACCUUCUUGUUACCCCACAGAAGGGCAGCAGUGAACCCAUUGUCCAAGACCUGGCCCAGAUUGUUGAAGAGGCCAUAGGGGUUCCACUGCGUUUUCAGAAACUUAUAUUUAAAGGAAAAUCUCUGAAGGAAAUGGAGACACCAUUGUCAGCACUUGGAAUACAAAAUGGUUGCCAGGUUAUGUUAAUUGGGAAAAAGAACAGUUCAGAGGAAGAAAUUGAACUAAAGAAAUUGAAAGAUUUGGAGAAGUCUGUGGAAAAGAUAGCUGACCAAGUGGGAGAAUUGAAUAAAGCACUUACUGGAAUCCAGCAGGGUUUUUUGGCCAAGGAUUUGCAAGCUGAAGCUCUCUGCAAACUUGAUAGGAAAGUAAAAGGCACUAUCGAACAGUUUAUGAAGAUCUUGGAGGAGAUCGACACACUAAUCCUGCCAGAAAAUUUCAAAGAGAGUAGACUGAAAAGGAAGGGUUUAGUGAAAAAGAUUCAGGCAUUCCUAGCUGAAUGUGACACAGUGGAACAGAACAUCUGCCAGGAGACCGAGCAGCUGCAGUCUACAAACUUGGCCUUGGCUAAGUGAGGUGCAGAAAAGAAAGGUUACACUGCCCUGAAGAACAGCUCCAUCAGCUCUGCACUCUAUGAAACAGAAGUUUCCUGAUUUUUCCAGGGCUGCCAAGGGCAACUGGCCAAUUGCUAAUUUUCCUACUCCUAUGCCGGAUCUCAAUGAAAAAGUAUUGUCUUUUUGAUCUCAAGUAGAGCUUCUGUCUGUUUUCUUGUUCUAUGUGUGGCUGUGCUGUCUGGCAGCCUAUCUUUUCUGAACAGGACCUCCACUGCUUGACCUUGGGGAGCUUUAUGUGGGUUGGUAAGAGUUCUCAGUUUGUCCAGAGCCAGUUCUGGGUUUAUAGUCCAGCAUGGUCUUCAGAUAGGUGAGGGCUUUUUUUUUUUUCACCUUUAGGAUCCUGUAGUUCCAUAGAUGUGAAACCAGUAAGUAUCACCAGGAGUUUGCAUCUAUUCAGAAAUGUUGGGAAUGGCUUGGAACAAGUGUUUGGCACACAAAUAGUCUAAAUAUCCCUUAUUGUGACCUAAUUCCAGAACAUCUGGCUAGGUUGUUUAUAGACUUUGUCCUCACCUCCCAGUGACCCUACCUAGUCAAAAGCCUGAGAUAUGUGGGGCCCAUUCCUGGGAUGGGAUUUGUGGUUGAUGCCUGAGAAUGGUUCCUCAUUCCCAAGCAAAUCUUUGGAAGGUUAGAAUCCAGUCUUGAGUGUGUUCUUGAAACCAGGCCAGAACCAUGGCUUAGCAAGGGCAAAGAUGGGAGCCAGCAUGAAUGACACAGGCAGGUGGUAAAGCCAGCCAUAAAUGUCUCUGGAGUGACAUGCACCUCCUUCAAAGGCAUUUCUGUUAAUCAUAUCCUUCUGAGAUCUAUAUUUCCUUCAAGGCUGUUCCUGUCCAUUUUGUGGCCUAUACCUUGUUAUGUGCCCAUCAUCAAGCAGAAGUUUUGUUUUUUCAAUUGAUGAGGAAAAGCCUUUUGUGACUUUAGCGAUAAUUUAUAUAAAGUUGAGAGUGGCUGUGCGUGCUGUAAUUUUCCUUAAUCCUGUCAGCUGCUAUCACCUCAUUCUUUAGCACAGUGCUCAGACGACAUAUUCCUAACAGGCCACUCAUUUGGCAGAGCAGGAGUCGCUGAAGUGCCAGGAACUUAGAACUGGAUGGGCAAGGCUUUAGACAAAGCAAUGGUAGAGUCAGACAUGUGGACAAGGCUCAGGAGCCCAGCCCAUACCAUCCUCAACUUUAAUCAGAGUGGUUCAGUGUUGAUCUAUUUUUAUAUAGUAGCUAUGUGGCCUUGGGUCCCAAUACUUAAUGAAAAGUUAUUGUGUGCUGAACACUCUUGUAAUUUCUAUAUAUAGUUAUCUAUCUAUCUAUGUAUCUGUCAUUUAAUUCUCAUAUAACCCAAGAGGUAGAUUGACAGGUAUUAUCUUCAUUUAGAGAUAAGGAAUCUGAGAGAACUUAGAUAAGUUGCCCAAGGUCAUAAAACAAAUGUCAAAGCCAGAACAUGCACCUGGGCGAUUUGAUUUCAGAUCCAGUGCUUUUAAUCUUCACUGUACUGCUGCACAACCAACAUGGGGUUGCACACAUUCAUGCUCUUAUUCUCUCUUCUUUCCUCUCCCUCUACUUAUCUUCCAUGUUAGUGUUUCCACUUCCUCCUUGGCCCUCUCCAGUUCAUUCUCCACAGAGCAGCUCAGUGAUCAUGAAGUGCAAAUCAUAAUCCUGGCAGUCUCAACCCCCAGUUGCUCCCCAUUCUCUUAAAGUAAAGGCCAGAACCUUACCCUGUGCUUUCUCCUGUCUCAGUCUGACCCUUUCUCCUAUUUGCUCUCUGCUGUCAGCCACUCUCUUUCAGGUCUCAGAUACAUGGUUUCCUCUCAUGCACGGUGCUCUCUCCUGUCUUUGCACGUGCUGCUACCUCUGCUUGGACAGCUCUUCACCAUCCUUUCACCCCCACCACUUUCAUAGGUUGCUCUAUUCAUCUUUCAGAAUUUAACUCAAAUGUCUCUUUCAUGAAGAAAAUUUACCUACUGUCUCAGACCAUAUCAGCCUUCGUGUGGUAUCUUCUUAUAGCUUUCCAUAACUUUUCUUUCAUCGCAUUUAUCAUGGCCUGUGAUGGUUUAUUCCUGGGAUGAUUUGAUUAGCAUUUGCCUUUAACACAAGACUGUAAGCUCCUUGGGUUUAGGACCUUCUUUGGCUUGUUCACAACACUGUUUCAAGCAUGUUGUUUUAUAUAUAGUGGGACCUCAAUAAAUAUUUGGAGAAUGAA